GGAAUCUCCGCACGCACGGCCUGGCGACAAUGAUCGCGCUCCUGGAACACAUCAACUUGGCCAUCAAAGCCUCGGGCGACCCGACGACAGCCACUGCUCGCUUCUACCUGGGCGUUCUUGGAUGUGCGCGCGACCCGCGUUUGGAGUGGAUGGUCCACGCCAACAUUGGUCUCGGCCAAUUCCAUCUACUGCCUGGUCAGCCGGCGGACCAGCGCAUCAACGGUGAGAUCGCGCUGUUCUACGCGAGCCUCGACGCUCUCAAGGAGCGACUCGUCGCCAAUGAUCAAGCCUUCCACGAGCACAUGGGUGAUGAUGUCGUGCCAGCCAUUGCAGCGUAUAACUUUGCCCAGGCUUCGCAGCGCUACCGCCACAUUGCAGUCUCGGAUCCCUCGGGCAACUUGAUCUUGUGCUUUGAGUCACCGCACGACUAUGCAGCAACCUCGACAGCGCUGGGUGCGCACCCGGGCAACGCGGCCGUUGGCGAUGGGCUCGCCUACAUCAAGUUUCUCGUGCGUCCCGGCACCGCGAUCGCCCUCGGCGCGUUCUACCAGCAGCUUCUCGGUUCAGCCACCGUGGUGCUCGUCAAGUCUGCUGGAAGCGAUCUGCACAUGUGCAGCGUCGACUGCGGCCCCCUGCAGCGACUGCUCUUUGAGGAGACGCACGACGUGUUGUUGGCGUACGACGGCCACCACAUUUGCAUCUACGUGACCGAGUUCGAGGCUGCGUACCACGCAUGCGCGGCCAAGCAGCUCGUGUGGACGAACGCCAUUUACGAGGACAAGUGCGACUCGUGGGCGGAGACGCAAAAGUGGCGGCAAUUUCGCAUUCUGGACGUACGCGACCCCACAUCGAACGAGCUCUUACUGCAGCUCGAGCACGAGAUCCGACCGCUCCAUCACGGUCGGUGCCCGCUCGCGUCAUUCCAAUAGUAGAGUGGUACGGUUCAUGAAGUCAAAAAGGAAGCACUACUACAAAUGUAGUACGUCAUUAUAAUACGCGUC
Molecule: messenger RNA, 1001 nt
Organism: Saprolegnia parasitica CBS 223.65
Lineage: Eukaryota; Oomycota; Saprolegniomycetes; Saprolegniales; Saprolegniaceae
Exons: 1
Coding region: 30-929 (299 amino acids)
Source: RefSeq, a predicted model, not a curated record